AUGUGUGCUGGGCCCGCGGGUCUCAUGGCCGCUUGGUGGAUGGCGCGUUGUGGCACCAAGGCACGCAUCAUCGACAAGCGUGGAACCAAGGUGAUCAAUGGCCAUGCCGACGGGCUGAGGCCACGUACGAAUGAGUUCUUCGACAGUAUGGGCGGGGGGAUAAUUGAGAAGCUUGCGAAAGAAUCGUUCAUAUUCGAAAACCUGAAGAACUGGUUCCGAGAUUCUAACGGACAACUCAUCCGUGCAGGUACGCAGCAGCUUCAGGGAGACUACGUCAACGACCUACCCUCUCCUUUCCUGGCUACCACUAUCUCCCAGGGACGUAUUGAACGUUUCAUCCUCGAUUCAAUCGCUGAGGUUUCCAACGGCGGGUUCAAGGUGGAGCGCGGUGUUGUGGCUGAAUCCCUCGUCUACGAUGCUUCCCAAGAGAAUAACCCACACAACUAUCCUAUCCAACUGACUUUGCGUACGCUUUCCGACAUUGAGGCGAAUCCACCCCCAGCACCAGGUGCUUUUGGCGGACGGGAUGUCAUCGCCAAGGGCAAUUUACCGGACGAUGAGGUACAUCAGGAGAGCGGUACUAGCGGCUCGCCCGGGCAUGUUGAGCUAGUCAAGGCCAAAUACGUGAUCGGUUGCGAUGGCGCACAUAGCUGGCUUAGGCAACAGCUGAACUACAAGCUUGAAGGCGCCUCAGCUCACUCCGUAUGGGGCGCGAUAGACAUUGUCCCAAUGACGAAUUUCCCCGAUAUACAUCACCCUUCCUUCAUCAAGACUGAGCUAGGGAUACUGAUGAUCAUCCCCCGCGAGCGCAAUAUGACGCGUCUCUACGUACCCUUGGAUACCGCGUCUUCUAACGAAAGGCUUGAUCGCUCAUCAGUCACUCUCGACCAGAUCUUCCAAAAAGCCAAAAAGUUCUUCCAGCCGUACACACUAGACUUCAAAGUUUGUGAAUGGUGGAGUGUGUAUGGGGUCGGUCAGCUUGUUGCCGAACGCAACCAACAUCCCUCCGCUCGCAUCUCUCUAGCUGGAGACGCUGUACACAUGCAUUCACCCAAGAUCGGAUUGGGCAUGAACACAAGCAUGCAAGACGGAUACAACCUCGGAUGGAAAGUUGCCAUGGCAGCAGCUGGUAUAGUUCGCGAUGAGAAAGCUCUCCUUACGACUUAUGUGGGGGAACGAUACCCCAUCGCUCAACGACUCGUCGCUUACGAUCGAACACUUUUCGGUGAACACGGAAUCGUUGACCCCGGAGAGUACCUCAAGCAACAUGAGCGGUUCAAAGAGUUCGCAGACGGCUUCAAGCUCGAUUAUCCGGAAAGCAUGUUGGUUGCCAAAACGUUGUCUAACCAAGCUGCUGCGACUGGGCUCAUUAUUGGAGAGUCUUUCAAACAUCAACGAGUUUUAGGCCACGUGAACUCGCAGCUGUACUGGACUACCAAGCUAUUUCAGAGUGACGGUCGCUUCAGGAUUGUCCUUCUGGCUGGAGACGUGAGUCUUCCAAAUCAAAUGGCCAGAGUCAAUACGUUCUGCAAAGAACUUGACGAAGAGAAGAAAGACAGGAACGGUAAUGCGACAUCGCUUCUUCGCACCCGAUACCCAUACUGCUUCGUCCAGCCCUCGCCUCCGCUGUUGCGGAAUGCCCUGGCCACCAGCCAACAUCCUGCCAUCUCUUUCCUCCACGAAAGACCCUGCAAGUCGAUGAUUGAUCUUCUCGCCAUCCACAGCACCGUUGGUAGCACGGACUCUAUCUCAAUGUUUGACUUCCCUGUCGCACUGUACGGCCCUUUCGACGCCGAUUACCAUGGCUGGGACCACACACGUAUCCAUGUUGAUCAGGCUGUGCACUAUGACCGCUACUGCGAUGGUUUGGCGUACGAGAGAUGGGGCGUUGACAGAACGAAAGGUGCUGUCGUUGUAAUUAGGCCUGAUAUGCACGUGGGAUGGGUCGGUGAUCUAGAAGAUACACAGGCUAUAGAGUUAUACUUUUCUACUAUCUUUAAGUAG
Molecule: messenger RNA, 2004 nt
Organism: Alternaria postmessia
Lineage: Eukaryota; Fungi; Ascomycota; Dothideomycetes; Pleosporales; Pleosporaceae
Exons: 4
Coding region: 1-2004 (667 amino acids)
Molecular function (GO): FAD binding
Source: RefSeq, a predicted model, not a curated record